Solea solea (common sole) is the source of this 3654-nucleotide messenger RNA. RefSeq names its product epithelial splicing regulatory protein 2 (gene esrp2). Bases 192 to 2417 code for a protein of 741 amino acids. Gene Ontology annotation, cellular component: nucleoplasm; ribonucleoprotein complex. Gene Ontology annotation, molecular function: mRNA binding. Gene Ontology annotation, biological process: regulation of RNA splicing. The transcript is spliced from 15 exons. The record is from RefSeq and is a predicted model, not a curated record. Lineage: Eukaryota; Metazoa; Chordata; Actinopteri; Pleuronectiformes; Soleidae.
UCUCUGACCGCAAACUCCUCCGUGGCUCCUCUGAAAAUAAUCUCCCCCUUUCCUCUCUCUUUCUCCGUUUACCUCAAUUGAGUUUCCAGUCCUUUUGUUCGCUCUUCUUAUCACUUGGAAAAAGGUGAACCCUCGUGUUAUUUUUAUUUUAAUCUUUGCUUUAAUUGUAGUUUUUACCCUUGUGGUCCCUGAUGGCUUCGCACAGUGAUACUCUGGUGGUGUUCUUUGGGGCAACAGCUGGUGCAAAUGGGGGUAAACUGGGUUCGGAUGAGAGGGAAAUAAUUCUCUUGGUGUGGCAAAUUGUGGAUCUACAUGAGAAAAAGGUGGGGAAGCUUCACAGAUGUCUUGUCAAGCCAGACACACUGGAGCUGACAGAGCAGUGUAAGGAGGAGACAGGUCUGACUCUGGACGAGCUCAUCAAGGCUGAGCCCCUGGACCAAGUUCUACAGCAGUUCCAGCAGUCGGUGUCAUCAGAAGUUAAGUGCCUGGGCAGAAACACCUGCACACUUUGUGUCAUCAAUCCCCUCGUCAUCCGACAGGCCCUCCACCCCGAAGCCUCCAAAAAGAAUCUAGUCCUUCCUGAAUGUUUCUUUUCAUUUGUGGAUGUGAGAAAAGAGUUUCAAAAAUGUUGCCCCAAUGCUGGCCCUGUGCAGAAGCUCACACUCACCUCCAUGUUGGAAUAUGUUGGUCUCCCUGCUGUGUCAGAGCAGUUGACGGGUGUGAGGGAGGUGAGGAGCAUGGUUGAGUCGGUGCUCUGCAUCCUGGCUGAGCCCUACAAUCACAAAUUCACCUGUGUUGAAACUGUCAAAUACAAGUUUGAAUCUGGUACUUGUAAGACUGAGCCAGUGGACAGUGAGACAGUGAUCAGAGCACGCGGGCUCCCAUGGCAGUCAUCGGACCAAGACAUUGCACGUUUCUUUAAAGGCCUCAAUAUUGCCAAGGGAGGUGUGGCUCUGUGUCUCAAUGCUCAGGGCAGGAGGAAUGGUGAGGCCUUGGUUCGCUUUGUAAACUCAGAGCACCGGGACCUGGCCCUCGAACGCCACAAGCACCAUAUGGGUAGUCGCUACAUUGAGGUGUACAAGGCCACAGGAGAGGAAUUCCUUAAGAUUGCUGGAGGCACAUCUAACGAGGUGGCCCAGUUCCUGUCCAAAGAGAACCAGGUGAUUAUCCGCAUGAGGGGGUUGCCAUUUACCGCCACACCCCAAGAAGUGCUGUCCUUCCUUGGUCCCGAUAGCCCAGUCACAGAUGGCGCAGAGGGUCUUCUCUUUGUCAAGUACCCUGACGGACGGCCCACUGGAGAUGCCUUUGUGCUCUUCUCCUGUGAAGAAUAUGCCCAGAAUGCCCUGAAGAAGCACAAGCAGAUCCUGGGGAAGCGUUACAUUGAGCUGUUUCGUAGCACUGCGGCUGAGGUGCAGCAGGUCCUGAACAGGUAUAUGUCCACACCGCUGAUCUCCACACUGCCUCCUUCUCCCAUCAUGCCUGUCCCAGUCCUCGCCACUCCCCCUUUCCUUCCAUCAGCCAGCAGCAGUCGUGACUGUGUUCGGCUGCGUGGUCUGCCCUACACUGCCGGCAUUGAAGACAUCCUGGAGUUCAUGGGAGACCACACGGUUGACAUCAAACCCCACGGAGUCCACAUGGUCCUCAACCAACAGGGUCGACCUUCUGGUGAUGCCUUCAUCCAAAUGAAGUCACCAGACAAAGCAUUUAUGGUGGCCCAGAAGUGCCAUAAAAAGACAAUGAAGGACCGCUAUGUCGAGGUGUUUCAGUGCUCCACGGAGGAGAUGAGCAUCGUGCUCAUGGGAGGAACCUUAAACCGCAGCGGCCUCUCCCCUCCACCCUGCAAACUUCCCUGUCUGUCUCCACCCACAGCCUACACUGCCUUCCCCACACCACCUGCCAUCCUCUCUGAGGCUGCCCUCUACCAGCCCCCCCUGCUGGCUGCUCCCAGACCUCCUCAGACCACCACACACAGCCCUCACACUCUGGCCUACUACCCCCCUCACCCACACCUGUACAUGAAUAUGAACAUGAACUACACAGCAUACUACCCCAGUCCCCCAGUCUCUCCCUCCACAGUUGGCUACUUUGCCGCACCACCAGGAGCAGUGGCAGCAGCAGUGGCAGCUCAGUCUCACCCUCACCCCCACCCCGCCACUGCACCUGUGCUGUCCCAGCCCGGUGCUCUGGUCAGGAUGCAGGGUCUGCCCUACAACACCGGAGUCAAGGACAUCCUCAGCUUCUUCCAAGGAUACCAGCUCCAGCCAGACGCCGUUCUCAUCUUGUACAACUUCAGUGGCCAGUGCAGUGGCGAGGCACUGGUCACCUUCCCGAGUGAAGAGAUCGCCAGGCGAGCUGUGAGCGAGCACUCCAACCACCACUUCUACGGUCAGCAGGUCCACUUGGUUCUCUGUAACUGACCGCGAGUCCUCCAUCACUCCUCCUCCUCCUCCUCCUUUUGAAGAGCACUCUCAUCCCAGCUUCUCUAAGAAAUAAUUUAAAAAAAAAAGUGAUUGAGCUCCAGGUGUGACCUGCGUGGAGCAGCUACUCAACCUUCACCUUCCCCAUCAUCUGACAUUUGUCACCACUCACUCAGUCCCCUCUGACCCCGACACUCCUGAUGCCACAGUUGGAGUUUUCGAUCGUCCACCGCGAAGCAGCUGAAGUCAUUAACGCUCUGCAUUGUGCUCAUGACUUUGUGGACAUAUUUGUACCUACUGUAAUUGCUGGUUGUGGGAAGGAGACGGUUUUGGAGCCUGGACAAAUCCAUAGCAGUGACUCUGUAUUUUAAAGGCUUGCUCUCUCUCUUUAUCUUGCUAUAUAUACAUAUAUAUGAAUAUACUGCAGAAUUUCAUCCUGAAAUGCUUGAUGCUGUACAAACCACUUCAGCUUAUGAUCUUUUCUGUAUAUUUCUGAAAUCUUGACUUUUGUUUGUGUUGGCUUUAUGCAAACACACAUGUAUUAUGUGUGUGUGUGUGUGCGCACGAUGUUUAUUAAUUUCAUGGUCUCCAAUGGUGCCAUUGAAAAGCUAAAGAAAAAAAAAAAGCCAUAAAGUCUGACUACUGAAACAACACUGAGUGCAGGGACUCGUGGUUUAAACCACAGCGAGAUCACAGAUGUGCCAGUGCCUGGAACUUGAUGUAUUUUCUGUAUAAAGCAUUUACGUAUGACGAUUGAUUCGCUUCUGCUCCAAUCAGAGUUAAAGAACAGCUCGUCUGAGUCACGUGGCAAAUGAUUUCUAUUUUUUAUUAAACCCAUUUCUUUACAAAAGUGGUUAUUUUGUUGUUAAAUCUAAAAAAAAAAAAGAAUGGACGUGUAUCCUGAAGCUUUCUAUGUAACUAUCAACCUCAGUCACUGUGUAGUCUCCUCUGUUGUUGUUUCCAGACUAUUUACAACCAUCAGUCUUUAAUUCCUGCUGCUGUCUGGGUUUUUUUUUUCAGUCUUUACUGUGCCUACUUACCCAAAGUGCAACACAGGCUCACACAGGGGCUGCGUCGCCCUCUGGUGGCAAAUGAGAUACUUAUUUUGUUUGCAAGUUUGGGACUUGCAUGAACUUAAAACUCUGUGUAGAUAAAAAUGUGGACAAUGAUCUGUAUUUCAUUUAGUCUCUUUUUAAGGAGAUAAAUUCAUAAUACAAUAAAAAAAAAAUAACAUGUU